AUGUGUUCUUUAACUUUCAGCAUCGCGCUGCUGGUGGUCGUUGGGGCGACCUGGCACUCCGGAGAAGCGGCAACAACAACACCAUCAUCGGCAAACUGUACAACCAGUACCUUCGAUGGAGCACUGUGGGAAUGUGCCAGCCAGCUCGGAAUCUCGGCGGAACGGGUACGCACAGAGAACCACAAUCUGUUGCUCUAUACGGCUGAUCCGGAAACGGCUUGUCUGGCGCGUUGCAUCGGACUGUUGCUCCGUUUCUGGGAUGACGAAACUGGUCUGCGUGAGUCCACCAUUCGUCAGUACUAUCGGCCAGAUCCGGAAGAUCAUUGUUAUCGCAACCGUACUCAGCGUUGUCUGCGGACUUACGAGAAGGACACCACGCUGAAGGAUGUCUGCGAGAGAGCUCAGCGAGCGUUCCUGUGUUACCAUCAGCAGUACGGAUAUCUGCAGCAGGAAGAGCGCUUCAUUCCACUGACCGGUCACGAGAUGCGUCAGGUACAACAGGACUGUCUGGAUAUUUUGGGUCUUGCUCCGUCUCGGUUGACUCAGUACACCGAGGGUUACUUCCCGGACGAUCCGGAGACGCAUUGCUUCGUGCGGUGUGUUGGUUUGCGCACUAGACUCUACAACGAUCGUACCGGUCCGGAAGUUGAUCGAUUGUACAUUCAGUGUGAUUCGUGUGUCGAUGAACAUGCGUUUAAGGAACGUGCCAACGCGUGUAUUGCUUCACAGCGUCUGGAAAAGCGCAGCAAAUGCAGCACCGCAUACCGUACGCUGUACCAUUGCUUCCGCGAUGAUCAGCUGGAGCUGUAUGCAGAUCAACGGAAUGUCCAAGGAACGACACAGAAACCCAUUCCUGCGUCCCGCUCACCGGUAUUCUAUCCAACCAAGGUGCCAGUGACAGCUGGUUCGUCCAACAAGCUUGUACCAUUGGCACCGCAGCGUACUAACAAGAAAGAGAUCGUCUUCAAGAUGAUCUUCCCGAUGCUGGACCAUCAUACCGAGCAGAAGCGACAACGCUAUUGA
Messenger RNA from Anopheles aquasalis, 1023 nucleotides. Its product is annotated as general odorant-binding protein 45-like. NCBI's taxonomy places the organism in Eukaryota, Metazoa, Arthropoda, Insecta, Diptera, Culicidae. Gene Ontology annotation, molecular function: odorant binding. Gene Ontology annotation, biological process: sensory perception of smell. The record is from RefSeq and is a predicted model, not a curated record.